AUGGAAGCUUUAGUGGGCUCAACACCGAUGAUGGACUGGCAAAGCCAGGAUUUGGAAUUUGCAUGGAAAACUUUCAAGCAACAUGUGACAUGUAUGUUCUCGGGACCGCUGCUGGGGAAAACAGAACCAGAAAAAUGUGCCUACCUGAUGAUCUGGGCAGGAGAAAAGGGAAGAAACAUGUUCACAACAUGGAACCUCACAGAGGAUCAACAGAAAGAACUUAAGUAUUAUUAUGAACAUUUUGAACAAUAUGUCAAGCCACGGUCAAAUGUAAUAUACAACAGAUAUAAGUUUCACAGUAAAACACAAGGUGAAAAUGAAACAUUUGAACAGUUCACAACACAAUUACAGAUUUCAGUAAGAGAUUGUAAUUAUGAAAACUCUGAUGAAAUGGUCCGGGAUCGGAUAGUUAUUGGUGUGAGAAAUUCGAAAAUCAGAGAAAAGCUGAUCAAUAUUGGAAAUGAACUUACACUGAACAAAGCUUUAGACAUAGCCAGGACACAUGAACUGUCGCAUGCACAAGCAAAAUCUAUGUCUGGUGAAGAUGCAAGAGUUCAUUCAAUCACCAAAGCCAAGUCAACUAGCAACUAUAAAUCCAAACGUGCACCCACAGUAGCUAAAGUAAAGGAAAACACGUGUACAAGAUGUGGAUAUAGUUACACCGGAAGUAGUAGGCAUGAAAAUUGUCCAGCUUUUGGAAAGACAUGUUUGAAGUGUCAAGGAAAAAAUCACUUCGCAAAACUAUGCAAAACAAAGAACUUCAAAAUCAAAAAGAAAAUAGUUCAUGCAUUAGACCAAGAAAGUUCGGAGGACGAGUUCUACGUCGGAUACCUGGAGACAGAAAUAAACUCUCUUCAAAUGGAAUGGAUUGAAAACAUCACAGUAGAAGACAAAUCGCUACUGUUCCAGUUAGACACAGGAGCUAUGUGCAACGUUAUCAGUCUUCAGACGUUAACAGAGAUCAACGCUCUCCACAAGCUGACAUCACAAUCGGUGAUACCACUCCGUUCAUAUUCAGGACACGUAAUCAAACCUGAAGGGAAGGCAACAUUGAAGUGUAAAUACAAGGAACAUGUCAAGAACUUAACAUUUCAUGUUGUUAAUAGAGAUGUUAAACCUAUCCUAGGAGCUCAGUCAUGCAAGGAAAUGGAGCUGGUACAGCGUGUAAACAACCUGAGUAAGUCUGUCUUACCUGCUGAUCUUGAACAAUUUGUUGAUGUAUUUGAGGGUUUAGGGUGUCUACCAGGAAUACACAAAAUACAAGUUAAUCAUACUGUACAACCAGUCGUUCAUGCCCCCAGGAAAAUUCCCAUAGCCAUUAAAGACAAAGUAAAGGCAGAGCUAGAUCGUAUGGAGAAAGAAGGGGUAAUUGUAAAACAGUCUGAACCAACACUUUGGGUAAACUCCAUGGUAACGGUAAGCAAACCCAACGGAAAAAUACGCGUCUGUGUGGACCCACGGGAUCUCAACAAAGCAAUUUUGAGGGAACAUUACCCAAUGAAGACGGUAGAAGAUAUAAUUCUGGAAAUCCCAGAGGCAAAGAUAUUCUCAAAAUUGGACGCAACUUCCGGAUUUUGGCAAGUUUGCCUGGACGAGGAGAGUUCCAAAUUAUGUACAUUUAACAGCCCAUUUGGGAGAUAUCGAUUCACCCGACUCCCAUUUGGAAUCAAAUCAGCACCUGAGGUGUAUCAGAGAAUCAUUUCUGAAAUGGUACAGGAUAUCGAGGGCAGUGACGCAAUAGUGGACGAUAUACUUGUCUGGGGAGCCAACAUGAAGGAGCACGACGAGAGGCUGAAACGAGUUCUCGGACGCGUGCGAGAGUACAACCUUACACUGAGCAAGGAUAAAUGUCAGUUCAGGAAGGACCGCGUAACUUACGUUGGACAUGAACUCUCAGAUAAAGGUGUAAAACCUGACCCAGAGAAAGUACGAGCAGUCCAGGAAAUGGACCCACCGAGAAAUAAAGAAGAACUCAUGACUUUCCUCGGAUUUCUGCAGUACUUGGGAAAGUUUCUUCCCAGUAUGUCGGAAAAAUCUGCACCUCUACGCCAACUACUGCAAAAGGACAUAGCAUGGCACUGGGAAGAGGAACACAUGAAGUGUUUUGAAACACUGAAGGAUCUUGUUAUCAAAGCGCCAGUUCUGCGUUACUAUGAUAAAAAUAAAGAACUUGUACUGACAGUAGACGCUAGCUCAAAGGGACUUGGUGCAGCAUUAGUCCAGGAAGGACAACCCAUAGCAUUUGCCUCGAGGGCAUUAACCACAUGUCAGCAGAACUAUGCGCAAAUUGAGAAGGAGACAUUGGCUAUCGCCUUUGGUUGCACAAAAUUUCAUCAGUACGUGUUUGGCAGACAUGUCCUAGUAGAGAGUGACCACAAACCAUUGCAGUCAAUAUUCACGAAGCCACUCUUCCAGGCCCCGCCUCGUCUUCAAAGGAUACUGCUGACGUUGCAGAAAUAUGACCUGAAAGUGUCUUAUAAACCAGGAAAGGAAAUGUUCCUAGCGGAUACAUUAAGCCGUGCAUUUCUGAAGGAGUCCAACGAGGACUUAGUUCCGGAUAUUGCGGUGAAUGAGGUACACCUAUUAUUGUACUUGCCUGUGUCACCAGAGAAGUUACAGGAAUUCCGCAAAGCUACAGCUGAAGAUGUAGAGUUACAACAACUUCAGAAAGUUGUUUUGGACGGUUGGCCGGACAGGAGGGAUCAAAUAUCAUUAAAUAUUAGACAAUAUUGGGAUAGUCAGGAUGAGAUAUCUUGUGUGGACGGCUUACUGUUUAAAGGACACAAACUUGUAGUUCCCAGAACCCUACGUCCGGAGAUGUUGAAAAUCAUUCACAGCUCGCAUCUUGGAAUUGUCAAAUGUAAGUCACGAGCAAGGGAUACAUUAUUCUGGCCAGGCAUGUCUUCAGAAGUAGAAGAUGUCGUCUCAAAAUGUUCAGUUUGUGCACAGCACAUCAACCGGAACCCGAAAGAACCCCUGGUGGAAACAGAAAUUCCUAAUAGGCCCUGGUCAAUAGUGUCAGCAGACAUAUUCGAGUACAAGGGACAAAACUACCUGUUAUCCGUUGACCAUUACUCGAAAUGGCCGGAAGUAGCAAAACUUGACAACAUGAGUAGUAACAAUACCAUUCAGUAUAUCAAGAGUCAGUGUUCCAGAUAUGGAAUAAUGGACAAAUUAAUUACGGACAAUGGCCCGCAAUUUGCAAGUGCAGAAUUCAACGAGUUCACAAAACAGUAUGGAAUUCAACAUGAAACCUCCAGCCCUCACUAUGCACAGUCUAAUGGACAGGCUGAACGUUGUGUACAAACCGUGAAGAAUCUUCUUCGUAAAGCUGACAAUGGUGAUCCAUACAAAGCCUUGUUAGUAUACAGAAACACAGCUAUUGAGGACAUAAAACUUUCUCCUGCGCAAAUGUUUCUGGGCAGACGCUUAAAGUCUUACUUACCAACGACUGCACCUCUUUUAAGUCCAGGUGUGAUACAGCCAAAUGACUUGAAAUCGCAUAUGAAGGCAAGACGAGUAAAACAGAAGUUUUACUAUGACCGACAUAGUGGUCCAGCUCUUAAACCACUAAACCCAGGUGACAAUGUUAUCAUGCAGAAAACACAACACAAGCAAUGGAUUCCAGCAACAGUUUCACAAAAACACCACAACCCAAGAUCCUAUAUUGUGGAAACAAGCACCGGAAGUAAAUACCGGAGAAACCGGAAAUACCUUCGACUUACAAAGGCGGAGUUCCCCAAUAUGAAUUGCGAUGAUGAGCCAUUUAUUCCAACAGUGAAUCCGCCACAACAAGGAACAGUUGUAAAGCCUGAUAAUCAACAACCAAGCACCAGUGACAAUAAUCAGGAAAACGCGAAUCCACCUAUGUCACAAUUUGGACAAUCAACCCCACAGAAAACCAGAUCGGGACGAAUUGUUGUGCCAAACAGAAAAUAUCGUGAUUAUGUGACAUAA
Messenger RNA from Pecten maximus, 3957 nucleotides. RefSeq lists its product as uncharacterized. The transcript has a single exon. Gene Ontology annotation, molecular function: nucleic acid binding. Bases 1 to 3957 code for a protein of 1318 amino acids. The record is from RefSeq and is a predicted model, not a curated record. NCBI's taxonomy places the organism in Eukaryota, Metazoa, Mollusca, Bivalvia, Pectinida, Pectinidae. Gene Ontology annotation, biological process: DNA integration.